Messenger RNA from Ornithodoros turicata, 606 nucleotides. RefSeq lists its product as uncharacterized. The record is from RefSeq and is a predicted model, not a curated record. Lineage: Eukaryota; Metazoa; Arthropoda; Arachnida; Ixodida; Argasidae. Bases 1 to 606 code for a protein of 201 amino acids. The transcript is spliced from 2 exons.
AUGCGGCCACCUUACCUCCCGCUGCUCUUCCUAAUUCAGGUUGGUCCUAGCCCACAUUACCAUUGUUUAAUCUCUAACGACCUGUGUUUGGUGGUGCUGCCUGGUCCAAAAGUGUUAUCGAUAUUGUACAGCGAUUGUCUUACUGUCUUGCGCCAACUCCUGUUACUCUCUGGCGACAUGGAGCUGAAUCCAGGUCCUCGUAGUGCUCCCACGAACAAUCUAGUGUUUCAUGGCUUGAACGAUAGCUCUUCCGAGACGUGGGCCAAGUCCGAAGCUCUGGUAACUGACCUGUGCAAAAAUAAUCUAGGUAUGGAGAUUCCGCCUCACGCAAUCGAGCGCGCCCAUCGCAUUGGACGCUAUCAACCAAACAGACGCAUACCAAUUAUUGUCAAGUUUGCGUCUUACAAAACGGAUGAGUCUGUUAUGAGCGCUGGCCGAUUUUUAAAAGACACCGGUAUUUCUGUCACGGGCGACUACUCAUUAACAGUUCGCACGGCCCGCAAGCACCUCUUGGGCUUCGCCAAAUCGCAAUCUGCGCCUUUCAAGCUCCGCUUCGACAAGUUGUUAUUGAAUGGCAAAUUGUAUACAUUUAACCACGCCACCUGA